Messenger RNA from Myodes glareolus (Bank vole), 1478 nucleotides. It is a transcript of the gene Mtarc2, whose product is annotated as mitochondrial amidoxime reducing component 2. Gene Ontology annotation, molecular function: molybdenum ion binding; nitrate reductase activity; molybdopterin cofactor binding. Gene Ontology annotation, biological process: nitrate metabolic process. Lineage: Eukaryota; Metazoa; Chordata; Mammalia; Rodentia; Cricetidae. Gene Ontology annotation, cellular component: mitochondrial inner membrane. The record is from RefSeq and is a predicted model, not a curated record.
GCAGCAGGUGGGGACCGUGUCGAAGGUUUGGAUCUACCCGAUCAAGUCCUGCAAGGGGGUGUCGGUGUGCGAGACCGAGUGCACCGACAUGGGACUGCGCUGCGGCAAAGUGCGCGACAGGUUUUGGAUGGUAGUUAAGGAAGAUGGACACAUGGUCACUGCCCGCCAGGAGCCUCGCCUCGUGCUGGUCUCCAUCACCUUGGAGAACAACUACCUGACCCUCGAAGCCCCAGACAUGGACCCGAUGGUUCUGCCUAUCAAGCUGCCAUCUUCGAACAAGAUCCACGACUGCAGGCUAUUCGGUCUCGACAUUAAAGGCAGAGAUUGUGGCGAUGAGGUGGCCCAGUGGCUCACCAACUACCUGAAGACGCAACCUUACAGGUUGGUUCAGUUUGAUACCAGCAUGAAAGGAAGAACAACAAAGAAACUGUACCCUUCUGAAAGCUACCUCCAGAAUUAUGAGGUAGCCUACCCAGACUGCAGCCCCAUCCACAUGAUUUCUGAAGCCUCCUUAGUGGAUCUCAACAGCAGGCUGAAGAAGAAAGUGACGAUGGAAUACUUCAGGCCAAACAUUGUGGUGUCAGGCUGUGAGGCUUUCGAGGAGGACACUUGGGAUGAGCUCCUAAUUGGUGAUGUCGAGAUGAAAAGGGUGCUGAGCUGCCCCAGGUGCAUCUUGACGACGGUGGACCCAGUCACAGGAAUCAUAGACAGGAAGGAGCCACUGGAAACCCUGAAGAGCUACCGCCUGUGUGACCCUUCCGUGAAGAAUCUGUACCAGACGUCCCCACUGUUUGGGAUGUAUUUCUCAGUGGAAAGAAUUGGAAGCCUGAGAGUCGGUGACCCUGUGUAUCGGAUGGUGGAUUAAUGGAUCCAGUGGGGUGACCUGUUUCCAGGGCCUAGGAGAUACCCCUGCGAGUCCUUACUGCCAGCCACGACCGUCUUCCUGGAAACGAACCUCCGUUUUUCCUCCAGAGCUUCGUACAACCUGAGUUAAUUCAAGAAAGUACCAGAGGCCCUUUGGGAAUGUGAGGGUGUAUAAAUUUUAGAGAAUGAUGUUUUAUAAAAAGAUGAAAUUGUGUGUACAAUUAUUCUGAAUGUUAUUCCCACUAUUACCCCUUUCUAAUGACUGCCUUUGACAUUGAUGGGUAAAGGAAGUUUAGAGUCAGCUUAAAAGCUGCCGCGUUCUCUUAAAGGUUUAUGCGUUUUGUAGAUAUAUUGUCCGAGAGCAGUGGGACAGUGAGCCCUCGUGUUCUGAACAUCUGGGUGCCAACAGUGCUCACAGACAUCUGUUCGUGGCCUGGCUGCUGAGCGCUGCUGAGUUUUGAUUUGUGACUAUCUUUGCCUAACUGUUAUAGAGCCAGGGUUGUGCUUAAAUAGAGAAAUGAUUUCAUAGAUCCUGGGGUUAUUUUCUUCAUAGAUUGUGCCUUUAUAUUUCAUUCUGAUUCUAUUAAGACAUAAAAUUUAUCUCGAAUUGUCAA